Messenger RNA from Penicillium samsonianum, 1800 nucleotides. Its product is annotated as Carboxylesterase type B. The record is from RefSeq and is a predicted model, not a curated record. Lineage: Eukaryota; Fungi; Ascomycota; Eurotiomycetes; Eurotiales; Aspergillaceae. The transcript has a single exon. Bases 1 to 1800 code for a protein of 599 amino acids.
AUGACAACUACACCCACUUUCACCCUGAACCAUCCACAGCUCGGCAGACUCACUGGACGCCUGAUUGAUCACCAGCAUGCUGAUGGACAGCCUGUGACUGAGCCUGUCGUGCAUUUCCGUUCCAUCCCCUAUGCCACCAUCCCAGCACGUUUCAGUCAGAGCGUCCUGCUCGAUCAUAUCCCGGACCACUUUGAUGAUCGUCCUCAUGCCAACUUUACACAGUAUGGUGCUGCGUGUCCGCAAGUGCCACAGCCCACAGGCAUAGGUGGCGCGACAGGAGGGUUCGUGCCUGGUGAGGAGCCCGUCACCUAUGAUGAGCAAGCCUGUCUCAACUUGACUAUUUCUGCACCUGUGAAGAAUGUUCUUGAUGAGACUGGCCCAUCACUACCCAAAAGGCUCCUCCCAGUUCUGGUCUAUGUGCAUGGCGGUGGCUUCAUCGAAGGCAAGGGCCAUGUCAGCGCCCUCCAUGACACAACAAAGAUGGCUGAGCUGGCAGCUCACGAGUCCAUGGAUGUGGUGAUCGUGUCGAUAGGAUAUCGGUUAAGCUGGCAGGGUUUCACCGCCUGCUACGAUCUACUCGAGGAGGCCAGGGAGAAUGGCGAGCCUGCAUUCAAUUAUGGGUUGCGAGACCAACGCACCAGCUUCCUCUGGGUCCAGAAACAUAUCGCAGGCUUUGGUGGUGACCCGGGUAAUAUCACGGCCUUCGGCGAGUCGGCUGGAGCAGCCUCACUCUUCAUGCACGCCUGUUCAGACGUGCCUCUGUUCAACCGAGUCAUCAUCCAGAGUGGUUCGCCCAGCGUCGUAGGUAUUUGGACCCUUGAUGAGAGCGAUGCAUACUAUCACCGACUGUUGUCAUAUCUGGGCAUCGAAGGAGCGACUCGUACAGAGCGGCUCAAAGCUCUCCGUGAGGUACCAGUGUCGAGCUUAAUUGACUUUAUUCGUGACAACAAUAUCAGCACGAUGAAGCCCUACCUUGGCCCAGAGAGUGAGUUAUUUGCUCAACAGCCCUUCUGGGCCACUCAAGGCGAGAUUCUGGCCAACUGCCCAUGGGUCCAGGAGAUCAUGAUUGGGGACGACUCAUGUGAAGGACUUGGACUCAUGCUACCGGUCAAGGACCUAUCUGCUAGCCAGUACAUUGCAAAAGUUCGUACCAUCCUCGGCGACGAGUCUGCCCGCCGCGUGCUCGACGCAUACGAGAUACACGAGGGUAUGGAUGACGGCCUCUUCUGGCAGAAUGCGAUGGUUAUCAUGGGAGACAUGAUCCUCUCUGAACCCACGCACUCAACCGCCGUCUCACUGGCUCACAAUGGUCAAAAGCGUUUGUAUCGCUGGCAGUUUGGUCUGCAAAACCCUUUUCCUGGCUCACCUUUCUCCUACACGACGGGACAUCAUUUUGUCGAACUCAUGUACCAAUUUAUGACACUCGCGGGGCGUCUCCCUACGCACCGUAACCAUUUCUUGCGCCGCCAAGGAGAGGAGAUGGCGCGUAGUUGGAUUCGGUUUGCUAAUGGACUGCCUCCGAUGCCUGGGGCAAAGCCAUAUGACCUUGAAGAAGGCAGCAUUAUGAUAUGUGAUAUGCUGAAGGGGUGGACUGUGCGAACAAAAGCGGAGGAUGAAGUCAUCAGCCAGCAAGAUCCGUGGGGUCCCCGACGGUACCGCCAGUGGGAAGUCUUGAGUGAGGAGUUCAAAAGAGCUGGACGGACCGAGGAUGGGGCUCGCUCGGAGAAUGAAAGGAUUGAGGCGGCGAGAAACGGGUUACUUGUCUUCGAUAUAUCGCAAAUGCGCGGAGACCAGCUAUAG